Pyricularia pennisetigena is the source of this 1950-nucleotide messenger RNA. RefSeq lists its product as uncharacterized. Gene Ontology annotation, molecular function: purine nucleobase transmembrane transporter activity. Gene Ontology annotation, biological process: transmembrane transport. The record is from RefSeq and is a predicted model, not a curated record. The annotation marks the transcript as partial. The transcript is spliced from 9 exons. Lineage: Eukaryota; Fungi; Ascomycota; Sordariomycetes; Magnaporthales; Pyriculariaceae. Gene Ontology annotation, cellular component: plasma membrane.
AUCUGCUUUCCACCAGCUGCCGCAACUUUCCACCAGGAGGGAGCUCUCAUCAAGAUCAUCGGUUCGAUACGUGAAGUCAGUCUUGCAACAAUGAGAUCCAUAGGCAGGCGCUUGUCGGCAGUCAUGGGCCGGCUCAGAGAUGUGGUCUGUCGAGUUGACGAAAAGAUCAACACCUCGACCUUUGGACGAAUCUUUCGUCUGAGAGGCUGCGGUCACGAGGACGAGAUUCAAGAUGCGACAUUCUCGAGGGAGUUUCGAGCUGGCCUGACCACCUUCGCCACAAUGUCAUACAUCAUUGCUGUCAAUGCGCAUAUCUUGGCAGACACCGGCGCCAACUGUGUCUGCAAGGACCAAACGAAUCUUGGCCUCUGCUCCAAUGAGACCGAAUACUUGAUUUGUCAGAAUGAAGUCAGGCGUGAUCUUGUCACAGCGACCGCCGCUGUCGCCGGGUUCUCCAGCAUCCUUUUCGGAUUUCUCACCAAUCUUCCAGUCGCGUUAGCACCGGGAAUGGGCCUCAACGCCUACUUCACGUACCAAGUCGUCGGCGUUCGAGGCACUGGAUCAAUCCCCUACGGCCUCGCUCUGACAGCUGUAUUCGUCGAAGGCUUCAUCUUCAUCCUGCUCGCAAUUACCGGCAUGCGACACUGGCUAGUCAAGAUAGUACCAGGCACCCUCAAGACCGCGUCCGGAGUUGGUAUCGGAUUGUUCCUCACUCUCGUAGGAAUGUCUUAUGGCAACGGCAUUGGUCUUGUAACUGGCAGCGUGUCAACCCCCUUAGCGAUCGGUGGCUGCCCGCCCGAGGAUCUGAACCGUGGCGAAUGUCCCAAUAAUAUCAUGCAGAGCCACAAAAUGUGGCUCGGAAUCUUUGGAGGACUUCUUACGGCCUGGCUCAUGGCUUUCCGAGUCAAGUCAGCAAUCAUCAUUGGCAUUGCCAUUGUAUCGAUUCUCUCAUGGCCGCGCAACACCUCACUCACAUACUUCCCUCACACGGAGGAAGGAAACUCUCGAUUCGAGUUCUUCAAAAAGAUUGCUGAUUUCCAUCCGAUCCAGCACACUCUUGGAGCCCAGGAAUGGGAUUUGUCAGGAAGCAGCGGCGCAAAGUUUGCCAUUGCCGUCUUUACCUUUCUAUAUGUGGACAUCAUAGACUGCACCGCCACCCUGUAUUCCAUGGCGCGUUUCUGCAACAAGGUUGACGAAAAGGACGGAGAUUUCCCUCGUUCAACAUUGGCAUACUGUACCGACGCCGCCUGCAUAUCGUUUGGAUCCCUGCUUGGAUGCUCUCCUGUGACAGUCUUUGUCGAGAGCGGGGCGGGAAUCGCAGAAGGCGGACGAACGGGCCUGACAGCAAUCGUUACCGGCAUCUGCUUCCUUGUGUCGAUUUUCUUUGCGCCAAUCUUUGCGUCUAUCCCACCCUGGGCAACAGGAUGCACCUUGAUUCUGGUACGUGACACAGAGUUCCAGGCUAAUUCGGUCACAGUUUGGUCACGAAAUGACGCUCACAUCACCUCACAGGUCGGCUGUCUGAUGAUCCGUCAGGUUGUCGCUGUCAACUGGGGUUACAUAGGCGAUGCUCUUCCGUCGUUUGUCACUAUCUGCUUCAUCCCAUUCAGCUACAGCGUGGCUUAUGGUCUCAUUGCAGGCAUAUUCGUAUAUACGGUGAUCAACUCUCUCAUUUGGAUCGUCAUGUUCGUGAGUGGCGGCGAGCUAGAGCCUUGGGAAUACAACCGCAAGGAGUACUGGACCUGGAAGCCUGCGGGGAGAAAGCCAUGGCUUUUCCGGGUCUUCACCAAAGGCCAAUACUGGGCAGAGGAACGUCUUCAUCUCAAGAAAGACGGCUCGGAUGUACGAUCAAUCCAGCGUCAUUCUGCAACCGAAUCCGAAGAAAAGCCACUCGAAGACCGUUUCUCGGCUGCCUCGGUGUCGAUGCCACCUCGCGCUGCACUGAUGUAG